This is a messenger RNA of Mercenaria mercenaria, 1979 nucleotides long. RefSeq names its product neuroligin-4, Y-linked-like. The transcript has 2 exons. Bases 106 to 1860 code for a protein of 584 amino acids. The record is from RefSeq and is a predicted model, not a curated record. Lineage: Eukaryota; Metazoa; Mollusca; Bivalvia; Venerida; Veneridae.
UUCAUAAAAUAUGAUGUCUGACAUGUGUGCAGAUAUGAGUAAUUUAAAGACACGUGUGCGGCAGAUUGCCUAUAUAUGUAAUUUAGCGCAGACGGUUGAAGUAGUAUGAUGUGGAACGUGGCAAUGUUUUCAAACAUUCUGUAUUUUCUUAUUUUCAUUGUGAGCAUCGAAGGAGUUCCUGUAGCUAAAACUAAGUAUGGUUUAAUUAAAGGACAAAAAGUUACUGUACAGUUCGAGGAAAAGAAGUUCAAAAUCGUAAAGUUUUUGGGAAUUCCGUAUGCAAAGCCACCAGUUGGUGAUCUCCGAUUUCGGAAACCAGAAAUGAUAUCUUCGCUUCCAACAAAUCCGUUUGAGGCAACAACAAUGGGAGCUAUUUGCCCACAAACAAACAUCGGUGUGAGUAGCUCUGAGGAUUGUCUGUUUUUGAAUAUUUAUGCGCCACUGACGGCCUCAAAAGGUAAUCGUAAGCCGGUAAUGAUAUAUAUCCAUGGAGGCGGUUUUAUAGUAGGAUUUUCGGAUUUAUACGAUGGCAGUAUACUUAGUGCCUAUGGUGAUGUCAUUUUGGUUUCAAUGAAUUAUCGCCUUGGUCCUUUAGGUUUUUUUCAUACGAAGGAUAAUGAAUCACUGGGCAAUUAUGGUUUAUGGGAUCAGCAGUUGGCUAUACAAUGGGUAUCUGAGCAUAUUGAAGCAUUCGGGGGAGACAACACAAGAAUCACAAUAUUUGGUCAUUCAGCGGGCGGAAGCAGCGUUGUUUAUCAGGCUUUGUACCCUGGAAACGAUGGGUUGUUUAAACGUGCUAUUGCACAGAGUGGUACCGUCGCUUCAUGGGCAGUAAACAGGUUUGAUUCAAACUUCCAAGCAUCCAUGAAUUUCGCAACGUAUGCUGGUUGUGGCGGUUUAAACAGCACAUUGAUGCUUCAGUGUCUUCGGAACAUAACAUCGGCUGAUAUGACGUCUACGACAGAAGCCUACCAAGCUUUAAAUCCUUUAACUUUGGUAAAUAAAGCAUGGAAUCCAGUUCUCGACAAUGAGUUUGUUUUAACAGCAACAGUUGAACUCUUGCAGGAAAUAGGUGAUACAACCAGAAAUUCCAAAUUUACUACUUUCAAAAAUGUUGACUUGAUGAUAGGCGCAACCAAUCUAGACGGAAAUGUUUUUUUACCGAAUUGGUUGCAUUCGAUCAAUACGUCAUCGUACGCACCUACGACAGGUUUCUUUGGUGUCACAUCGGAACAGUUCGAAAAAGUUAUAGUUCCCAUGGCUGCAGCAAUGUUUCUGGGAGAACAGCCGUGUAAUGUGACACUUGAUGCUGUUAAAGCUGAGUAUACAGCUCCUGACAAUCUAACACGUCGAUUGCAGAAUCUAAUUGAUAUAGGUACAGAUUCUGCAUUGAAUGCUCCUUCUGUUGCGACGGCAAGAGCGCACAGGAACAAUAGCACAUCAACAUAUAUGUACCAGUUUGCAACGGCCUUUGUAAAUCAGCUCUUUCCCGUACCACCUGUUCUUCUUAACGAGGAAAGCGCCGGCCAUGCAGACGAUCUUGGAUUCGUGUUUGGAUUUCCUGGCACAUUGCUGCUUCUAUUUGGAGUGAAUCCAGUCAACGUCACAGACGAGCAAAAGAAGGUAUCGAAAGCAAUUAUGACCAUGUGGACCAACUUUGCCAAAACUGGAAAUCCAAACGCACCGGUGGACCUGCAGUCUAUUUAUAGCGGUCUACAAUGGCCGUUAUACGAAACACUGACAGAGGCCUACCUUAAAAUCACACCGAACAUGAAUGCAGAUUCCGUAAAGACAAAACUUGCUGAACGUGCAGUUGAAUUCUGGAAUGAUGAGCUACCCGGCAUUCAGUCUUCUUGUUAACAAUAGAUUUGUCAUAAUAUCAUUCUUAUUGCACACGCUGACGAAAUUAGUAAACAAUAUAAUCCUGAAAUAAAAGGCACGACAACUUGAUAAUCUUGAUGAAUAAAUUGCAAGCAUAA